Molecule: messenger RNA, 1513 nt
Organism: Chara braunii
Lineage: Eukaryota; Viridiplantae; Streptophyta; Charophyceae; Charales; Characeae
Source: the annotation of a GenBank genome assembly
CAGGCUUCAGAACAAACUCGAAUUGCAGGAAGCAGAAAAAGAGCAACUCUUUAAAGAGCUAAAUGUGAAGGAGCAGGAGUGUUGCUUGCUUGUAAAUAUGGUGAAUCAUCCGCUUAACCUGGUUGGAGCUUCUAUAGAAAACCAAGACAGUGUCCGCGCCGCAAUUGUGAAAAUGCAUGCAAUGCUGCGUGAUAGACAGAAAGCAGUACUGGAAGCCUCAAGGACUGUAGAGAACCAAGCGGGACGCAUCCGUCAGCUGGAAGUUGAUGUAGCCAGGCUGAGCUCAAUAGCUGUGUCGAGAGGUCAUGAGCGGGAAAUCAUGGCUAUGGCAGGACUGAGCUCACCUUCUGAAGGACGUGCUUUGAGCUCAAAGUCCUCGCGAGGGAAAGUGAAAUCUGAUUUUAGAUCUCCCACCAGAGGGCGCAAGGGUCGGCGAACAGCACGUAUGCGCGGUGGUGGUACCAGAACUCAGUCUGACCCUGGCAUUGUGAGGCGGGUGAGGAGCUCUAAGCGUAAAAGAGGCGCUGCAGGGCCACAAGGUGGCCAGGGCCGUCCGGGCAAACGAAAAGGAACACAGAGCAGAGAGAGUGCUGGAAAAGGAGUACGACUACUUGGUGGACAUUCAUCUUUGACAUACCAGGGGUCCCAAACGGAGAGAUCUUCUGCAAGCGAGACUGAGUCAUUUACCACGGCAGCAAGGGCAAGCAAACCAUCUGUGCGGGGAGCAAAGAGCAACAGGAAAGGAGCACCUGUUCCGAGCCUUGAUGUUUCUAGUGUUAGGAAGGGGGGGGUGAAGAAGCGUCCAAAAAGUCGAGGAGGAAGGUCCAGAAUUGAGGAUUCCUCUCAAGGGGGGGGAAGUGACACUGCAUACCCACCGACCAAGCCAUCGUCCUAUAAAAGUCCGAAGUCCAAGUCCAAGUCAAGACCAGGGACAAAACUAGCCAUCGAUGUGAAGAGCAGCGGGUAUAAUACCAGCACGGGAGACCGAAGUCCAAUGUCUGGCUCCAGAACCUCUACUAAUGUAACUGUAUUGGGUGCGACAAGGGAGGGGACACCACAGCGAGGUGGUACUCGUUCGGCAAGUCCUGCAAUCAGCUCAACAGUAACUUCUACAAGGGUGACCUCAAGGGAAUCUUCCCCUGCAAAAGGGUUUGCUUCCUCUAUGAAAGGAAAAUCAGACAGGUCGACGCCUCGCUCCAACUCCAAGUCGCCCCUUCGGCCGUCUACUUCUCUUAGCCCAAAGGCAGUCUCCAAGACAGGAUCUCGUAAAACAUCUGGGUCACGGUCAAAUACACCUCAACGUUCGAGGUUUACGUCACCGGCAGAUCGAAAGGCAGAAAGUGACGGUACAGCAUGGCGAAGUAAGGGGCAAUCAUGACAAGGCAGGCUACACAAAGGCAGAAACGUGCCCAGCUAUAAUGAACACCCCUCGUUCAAGUUGUGUUGCUUUCAGCACUUGUGCUUGUACCAGGGCUUGGACAGAAAGGACAGAAAAUAAAUCACCAAAGCCAGA